UAGUUUAUAGUGCCAUCUGUUCAAUAUAAAAGAUUUGUCACGUUAGGUUAAAACCGUCAUUGGGUGCAGUUGGGUGGUCUGGAUAAAUCUUUGAAGCGUUCGUUGAAAGUACAUCAGAAAGCUUUUUAAUCGAGUCAAUCCAGCCGCGACUUAGAUUACAUAAUAUUUGCUUCGUUAAGUUUUUUGUGGUGAAUGUAAAUGUUUAAUUUCGUCGUAUGACAACGAGUGAUCCGUGUAAAAAGUUCGCAUGUAAAUUGCAACAGUGUUUGAAAGAUAACAUCUAUCAACCAUCACGUUGUGAAGCAGUGAUAGAAGAAAUUCGACAGUGUUGUAUUGCACAUGCUGCAGUGUCAGUAGUUUGUGAUGGUAUAGACAUUUCCAAGCCAUACGAGCACAAUACAGUGGAUUACAAAAAGGCACAAAAAUGAUGUUAAGCAGGAAAGAUAGAGUAAAAUUCAACACAGGACUUCGAGUGGGUGCAUUAUUAUUUUCUGCUUAUAUUAUGUACACAUUGACACAAGUACCAGCUCUACCAAAAAGCAAGAAAUGAAUGCGAUUUGACAAUUAAUGUAUCAAUAAGUAGCAGAAAUACACAUAUGUAGUAAGUAA
Molecule: messenger RNA, 609 nt
Organism: Ceratina calcarata
Lineage: Eukaryota; Metazoa; Arthropoda; Insecta; Hymenoptera; Apidae
Product: cx9C motif-containing protein 4
Exons: 4
Coding region: 216-428 (70 amino acids)
Cellular component (GO): mitochondrial intermembrane space
Source: RefSeq, a predicted model, not a curated record